AUAUCAUAUUUUUUUUGUCGACAUUGGAUAAUUUUCAUUUAAUGAAAAAGAUUAAUACGGAUCACAGUUUCUCUUUUUCGAUCCAAAUCCAAUACAUGAACAGCACUCAGAGUUAAAUAAUCUCACAACUCGGCCACUAUUUCUGCAAUUGCUGGUACUGAAUUUUAAGAGACCAAAUUCAAAUACUCGGAUCAUCCUCUCGACGAAGGGGGUUUUCUUCUUCCAAGGCUUCAGAUUCUCGAUAUCCAAAGAAUCGAGGAUGAAAGAAUCGAAAUCGGCAAAGUUGAAUCAGCAGCAACAUCAAUAUAAUCAUCAGAACAGCGUUCACUUGUCUCCAUCGAAACUGGCGAAUUUGUUCGAUCCCGAUGCUUCUUGGGACAAGGAUCAAUUGGGAGACGUGUUGCAUUGGAUCCGACAAGUGGUGGGAUUGAUCUGUGGAUUGUUAUGGGGCUCAAUUCCACUUGUUGGAGGCAUUUGGAUCAUCCUGUUUUUGGCGAUAUCGUCAGGGAUAGUUUAUGGUUACUAUGCAAUGAUUCUCAAGGUUGAUGAAGAAGACUUCGGAGGCCACGCAGCUUUACUCCAAGAGGGUCUCUUCGCGUCAGUUACUCUCUUUUUGCUCGCAUGGAUUCUUGUCUAUAGUUUGGCACACUUCUGAGAAAAAGCUGAGAAACAUUCUUUUUUACUCAGCAGCUAAUGCCAGUUUUGCAAUACCUGGGAGUCCCGGAACGAAUCUCUGUUUUUCUUCUUUUCCUUUUUGUAAACUGUGGGAAGAAAAAGGCUACAAGAGACAAAACGUUACAUAGUAAAACUUUUAUGAAUAUUUUGAAUGAUACAAACACCUUUCUAGUUUCUAAUAUCCUUCUU
Messenger RNA from Eutrema salsugineum, 864 nucleotides. RefSeq lists its product as uncharacterized. Gene Ontology annotation, biological process: mitochondrial respirasome assembly. NCBI's taxonomy places the organism in Eukaryota, Viridiplantae, Streptophyta, Magnoliopsida, Brassicales, Brassicaceae. The transcript is spliced from 4 exons. Bases 260 to 655 code for a protein of 131 amino acids. The record is from RefSeq and is a predicted model, not a curated record.